AAGCAGCAGCAGCAGUAGCAGAAGCUGCAGAAGCAGCCGCAGCCACGGUCACAGCCGCAGCCUGCCACUUUCGCAGAUGUUCCCCCCCCGCCAGCCCAAAAUGUGACAUUUUAGCAGCAGUUUGACCAUUAAGAGAGAUCCGAUCAUAGAACUCCACAGCAAUGGGGAUGUUUGAGUACACCGUUGGACAAGAAAGUUUAGCGACCGAGGCCACAGUGGCGGAGGAGCGUUUGGUGUGCACGGGCUUGAACAACCAGAGCUAUACCUGUGACUCUGGCCACUGCUGCGGAGAAACACAGUGCUGCAGCUACUACUACGAGCUGUGGUGGUUCUGGUUGGUGUGGACUCUGAUUGGCAUUCUGACCUGCUGCUGUUUGUGUCAGCACUGGCGCUCCAAACAGCGCUUCCAACAGCAGCGUCGGCAGAACGAGAUCAACCUCAUUGCCUACAGAGAAGCUCACAACAACUCUCAGGUUCCUCUCUACCUCAGAUUCCUACCCUCUUCUCUGUUGCCCGCCUAUGAUGAGGUGGUUGAGCGGCCAGCGACUCCCCCGCCUCCUUACACACCUGUCCUGGCAACACCUCUGCCGGCGCCAGCAGACGCACUUGAAGCACCUUGCCGCCGCCACCACCACCACGCGGCCACGAGCGUCCCAAGCGAUGCGGCUUGUCCCGGCGUACCAGAGACCCUGCUGCCCCACUCUCAAAGCACCAGCAAGGAUUCGAUGCAGGGCAGGUACCGGCGCUUCACAGGGGACUCUGGCAUCGAAGUCUUUGACGGCCAGGAGCUGUGGGAUCCGCUGGGGGGCUUUUUGCCAAGAGAAGAGGCGGAUGGCGGAAGGGGACAAACAGAGGAAGCCUGCGUCGGCUGCGCUUCCCGGGGAUGCGAGCACGCCGACGGUCGCGAUGGCCCGAGCCGCCGAAACACAAACGGACACGCCGCGGACCCACAGUGUCAUGGGUAAACAAUCAAGUAUGGAUACCGUAGGGAUGGAUGUGAAGUUGUUUUACAAAAAGUCUUUGACACUUUCAGGGUGAGUCAUCGAUUGUAGCCUUUUGUCGGUACGCUCGCAUUGCAAAGCUAUGCUGAGAUCUUUUUCAGGCAUCGUACGUGCUUUGCCACAGGUUCUAAAUUCGCCGCGAGCCAUUGCAUCACAGUUCAAUGGGAGUGCUCACGUGAGCUCAUUUUGUUUCAGGGAAAUGCAUUACGUAUGUAUUACAUUUUAUACAGUAGUUUCAAAAUAAAUCAUUAUUUACUU
Molecule: messenger RNA, 1259 nt
Organism: Syngnathus acus (greater pipefish)
Lineage: Eukaryota; Metazoa; Chordata; Actinopteri; Syngnathiformes; Syngnathidae
Product: WW domain binding protein 1-like
Exons: 4
Coding region: 162-965 (267 amino acids)
Source: RefSeq, a predicted model, not a curated record